This is a messenger RNA of Microthlaspi erraticum, 435 nucleotides long. The record is from the annotation of a GenBank genome assembly. NCBI's taxonomy places the organism in Eukaryota, Viridiplantae, Streptophyta, Magnoliopsida, Brassicales, Brassicaceae.
AUGUGGUAUAACCGUCUUAGUGAGUACUUGCUGAAGGAAGGCUAUAAGAAUGAUCUUAUCAGUCCAUGCAUAUUCAUAAGGAAAUUCGGUAAAGGAUUUGUCAUCAUUGCGGUGUACGUUGAUGAUUUGAAUAUUAUUGGAACUCCUGAAGAGAUUUCAUAUACAGUAGAAUACUUGAAGAAAGAAUUUGAGAUGAAAGAUCUCGGAAAGACGAAAUUCUGCUUGGGAUUGCAGAUUGAGCAUCUUGUGGAUGGAAUUCUACUGCACCAGAUGGCGUACACUGAGAAAAUUCUCAAAAGGUUUUUCAUGGAUCAGUCUCAUCCUUUGAGUAGUCCAAUGAUUGUGAGGUCACUUGAUGUAUUAAAGGACCCUUUUCGCCCUCGGAAAAACGAUGAAGAAGUUAUUGGUCCUGAAGUACCAUACUUAGUGCCAUAG